AUGUCCUACAACUGUCUGCCUCCAGCAGCCCCCAAAGUUCUGGUGGAGAUCUGUGGACCUGCCCUGGCUGUAGUAGAACCCGACACUGCGACUGUCUAUACCCACGACCCCUCCAACCUGACCCGAGUGCCCAAUGCGGGCUACCAGGUGUCCGACCAGACCAGUAUUCGGUUUAUGACUGCCCACAAGACUCAGCUGGCGACUCUCGACACAGCCAACGUGCUUCAUCUGGCAGUAUUCGACCUGACCAAAAAGAAGGACCACUUUUGUCAGGUAGCCGAAUGGAAGCUGCCGAAAUCGGAUAUCUUCACCAGCGUGUGCUGGAACCAUGAUGGAACAGCCCUAGUGCUCAGCACAACUAACGGAACCCUCUAUAGAGUCAACACUCUCACUCAUCAGAUGGAUCCCUUUGGUGCCAUGAUUGGAGGAGCAGUGACCUCGGUUUCGGCAGCUCCCUGCGGCGACAACAUCUUUGCAAUUGCUCACAAAAGCGGCUCCAUCUCGGUGCUCAGAAUUACACACCAACUGGAAGUUUACCAUACAUUCAAGCUCAGUUCACGAGGCUCCGGUACCGACUUCUCCAAGGACAGCGAGUCCGAACCUGCCACAACUCCCGUCUACGCUCUUACAACGGCAUGGCACUACUCCUCAAGAGACCCCUCUAACCAGUCACUUGCCGCCAUAGACUCAAACAACAAGAUCCAGGUGUGGUCUGUGAGUCUCAAGUCCAUGGUGAGAAAGAUUCGGUGCUUUGGACUGCCUGAUGGAGCUCACACUGCGUCUCCCAUAUGGUGGACAAAGGGCGGAUCGCUGUUCCACGCCCUCAAUGACUCCCGAGUGUGCGUCCACAACGUUAAGACAUCGAACGUGUCAACCAAAAUCAUUUCGACCGGGAAAAUUGUGUCUUGCUGUAUCAAAAGCAACCGAGGCAAGGCCUGGAUGGCAACCACCGGGGGUAUCGAGUUCCUUGACCUUGUAGGAGGAGAUAAAAAGAUGGAAAACAGAAAGAGAGGAAGCGAUAGCAGCGAAGGGAGCGUCGAGCAAGUCAAGGAACUCGCUCUUCCUACACCUGAACUGCUACCUUCACCUCCCCGACCUCUUCCCAGACGAACGCCCUUGAUUCCCAUUCCUACAGAAGCUCCCCCUCCCCCUCCUCCUUCAGCUGGAGCCCAGUCCGACUCUUGGGACGAUGAAUCUGAUGGACCCUCCUCAGCAUUCUCAAACACCCGCAGCAGCAACACCUCCGCAGAUACUCUUCCUGGCUCCGAAUAUGAUGUGCCAGUGAAACCUCUCCUCAACUGUCGACCAAAGACCCGAUUCUCAGGACAGACCACGCCUACUAGAAACGAAAUGCUGCCUAUCGACACCUCGCGUAUCUCGCUUUUCCACAUUGUCAUGUCCGUACCGGACCCAAUGGCCGAAAAGGCUCUAUCUCCAAGCUUGUCUUGGGAAUCCCAGGCUCUCCGGGUGCUGUUUGACUGGGAGUCGUCUUGCUACGAACUUAUCCAGAGCCAGCGAACUGAAGACAACACCAUCGCCAACUUCUACCUCGGCCAAUGGCUCAACGACAGCGACUAUACUCUCAACAUUGACUCUCUGGAAAGCACUCUGUCACCCACACAAUCCACAGCUCUGCUAUGUCUGUCUCUACUUGAUAGAGAACCCACCAAGGUCGACAAGGCCAUCUCGGUGCACAUUUCCCGUGUCCGAAGACGCCUUCCCUCGGCUGCUCUCGAUACUCAUUAUGUCUGUACCACUCUUCUGUCUCUGGGACUGGCUCACCAGGCGAUUCAUGUCUACCAGCAGCUGGGAUUCUACAUGGAGGCAGUUAUUCUCGGAAUUCUCUACGCCCAGAGUAUCGAGGAGACGCUUGAUCUGUGGAUGUACUCUGCUGCCUCCAGUGACAUGUGGCCAGAUGGAGUUGUUCAUCGAUGCUCCGUUCUCAUGUCUCUGGUCAACCCACAGGUGUCCUACCCGGUCAACUUUGACGACACAGAUCUAGGCGGUAAUCUCCCCCCUAGCCUCAGAAAGCUGUCUCUAGAUGAUCUCCUCAAGUCUUCGCGAGACCAAAAUCUGCUUCUUGACUCGCCCAUGAUCCCCCAUGAGGAGUUCUCGGUCGGCAUUGACUCCCCUACCCUCAUGCCCAUUGACUUUGAUUUCAACAAACCCCCCAACUUCAGCAGACGGGGCCGAACGCCUAAAACUUCGCCCAAUCUGAUCUGA
Yarrowia lipolytica CLIB122 is the source of this 2223-nucleotide messenger RNA. RefSeq lists its product as uncharacterized. The record is from RefSeq and is a predicted model, not a curated record. NCBI's taxonomy places the organism in Eukaryota, Fungi, Ascomycota, Dipodascomycetes, Dipodascales. Gene Ontology annotation, molecular function: protein binding.